Euleptes europaea (tarantolino) is the source of this 625-nucleotide messenger RNA. It is a transcript of the gene SPRING1, whose product is annotated as SREBF pathway regulator in golgi 1. Gene Ontology annotation, biological process: positive regulation of SREBP signaling pathway. Bases 1 to 618 code for a protein of 205 amino acids. NCBI's taxonomy places the organism in Eukaryota, Metazoa, Chordata, Lepidosauria, Squamata, Sphaerodactylidae. The record is from RefSeq and is a predicted model, not a curated record. The transcript has 5 exons.
AUGGUGCAGCUGCUGGCGCUGGUGUGGCGGAGGCUGCUGCGCAAACGCUGGGUGCUGGGGGUCGUCUUCGGCCUCUCCCUCAUCUACUUCCUGAGUAGCACCUUCAAGCAGGAAGACAGAGCCGUCCGAGAUCGGAAUCUCCUCCAAGUGCAAAAUGAAGACCACCCCGUUGCGUGGAAAGUGCAGUUCCAUUCAGGGAACAACAGCCAGCUGAGUAACCAGUGCAGAAAUUCCGUCCAAGGGAAGCUCCUCAUUACAGAUGAUCUGGGCUACCUCUGUGAAAGGCGGCAUGUGCUGGUGAAUGGCUGUUGCAAUGUCGAUGCCUCCAGCACGAAGCUGUACAGCUGCGACACUUGCCUGCCCAACGGCUGCUGCAGCGUUUACGAGUCAUGCGUUUCCUGCUGCUUGCAACCCAACAAGCAACGUCUCUUGGAACGUUUUCUGAAACGAGCCGCCGUAGCCUUCCGGAACCUGUUCAUGGCCGUAGAAGACCACUUCGAGCUGUGCCUGGCCAAGUGCAGGACCUCAUCGCAGAGCGUGCAGCAUGAAAACACCUACCGUGACCCCGUUGCCAAAUACUGCUACGGCGAGUACCCUCCAGAGCUCCUGCCGGUGUGAAACUGGC